Messenger RNA from Penicillium oxalicum, 4107 nucleotides. RefSeq lists its product as uncharacterized. The record is from RefSeq and is a predicted model, not a curated record. Gene Ontology annotation, biological process: intracellular transport. NCBI's taxonomy places the organism in Eukaryota, Fungi, Ascomycota, Eurotiomycetes, Eurotiales, Aspergillaceae. The transcript has 2 exons. Bases 1 to 4107 code for a protein of 1368 amino acids.
AUGUCUAAACGCACAGCGCAAGGUCCUCAAGGGUCCAAGGAAACAGAACUUGACUUCGGAAUGCAAGGCACGCCAGAUGACAAGCCCCAGCGGGCCACCGCCGCCCAGCUUGCCAGUCGAAACAAACAACCGUUCCUGGACGCUUUCCGUGCUGUUCAGUCGCGCCUGCCUAUUCUGAAGCUGCCUAUUCGGAGUUCUCGAUGUGUUUCCACAUCAGCUCUUCCGCAUCGUGACCUUCGCGUAUUGAGAUCCUCUGCUGUUCCCCUUUCGCCUCACAUCUUGGCUGUUUUGUCCAAUGCGCGGCUUCUGGCUCUCUUCGGUCUCCCAUCGCACAAAACUACGCUCUAUCUCAUCCCCUGCAGAAUCUCUCUGUUCGACAUGGCCCAACGCAAUGCGGAAAGCAUGCUGACUUCUGAACCCUCUGGUGUUGACAGGAUAAAAGAAAUUCGAAAGCGCCCUCGUGGGACGACUCCUACUGGUGGUGCUGGCGAAGCACCUGCUGCUUUCGGACAGCUACCAUCUGCUCCGGCUUUCCAGCCUCCUUCCUCUUUUUCAGCCCCACCAAGCCAGCCAAGUGGCUUCAGCUUCGGCCAGAGCCAAAGCCAAAGCUUCCCAGGAGCCACUGCGGCUCCCGCCCAGCCGAGUCAGGACUCGCCAUUUUCUUUUGGGGCAAGCAACUCGACACCGUUCAACUUCUCCGGAGGGUUUGGAGCGGCGCCCAGUAACCCAUUUGCCGGCUCCGCCUUUGGGGCCGGCAAUGCUGCUCCCGCUCAACCAAGCACCAGUGCCACUUCGGUGAGCUUCGGCGGGUUUGGAAACCAAUCCACUACGCAGCCGGCCUUCUCAUUCGGUGCCACCCAGACUGCAAGCUCAACCGCCAGCGGCUCAGGGAAUGGCGGCUUGUUUGGUCAGACGUCUGGCACAAACGCGUCCAGCAACGCUGCAGGAGAUUCGAUGCAGAUGUCUCCAGAGGCAAAACCGAAAAGCAUCUUCGCUGCAUCAUCAGAUCCUCAGGGCAAGGAUAUCUUUGGAGGCUCUGGAUCCUUUGGCAAGCCGGCCGUGUCUGCAAACAAUUCCGACUUUAACCUUGACGGCGCUCAUGUUGCGUACAACGUGAAUAAGCAACCCGCUGUGGAGGGUAAUCCUUUUGCGCCCAAAUCAACAGCUUCCAGCCAGCCGAAUGCGUCUUCCCAGAGCAAACCGUUUGGCAGUCUCUUCGGGGCAACACCUGUAUCUUCUAAUCCGCCCGAAUCUAAAGCAACAGCCGAUAGCAAUGUGUUUGCUCAAAAGCCAGCUGCACCCAGCAAUCCCUUCUCGUUCCAAUCUGCGUCUUCGGACACUGCCAAAGCCCCAUCUACACAAGCUCAAUCCGGUGGUCUCUUCUCAACAAAACCGGCUUCUACACAGUCUGCUCCAAGUGGCCUCUUUGCCCAAGCAGCCCCGUCCCCGAAUCUCUUCGCACCCAAAGCUCCGUCGAGUGAUACAGCUUCGGCUGCACCUUCGACACAGACGACAAACAAUAUCUUCGGUACUUCAACCACGACCCAACCGAGUAUCUUCGGGGAUAAAUCGUCAUCAAAGAGUUUGUUUGCUCCCCAAUCUAAUCAAGUGGAAGCACCGGAAAAACCGGCACAGUCGAACCCGUUUGGGAGCUUGUUUGGAGCGUCAUCGAAUGCCCCUGAAACUCCACCAUCCAGCAAGCCUGCUGAGACAAAGCCUUUUGCUGGUCUAUUUGGAGGGCUUCCUGCCACCACAAAACCAGCCGAGGCUUCGUCCACUUUGAAGCUGUUUGGAGCCCCAGUGCCCGCAGCAGCACCGCCAGUUGAGGCUAAGCCUUCCGAAUCAGGGUCGCAAUCUACAUCUCUCUUCGGGGCUGCUGCGCCCACAUUCAACGCUCCGCCGACGACUGGCGCCACUCAAAGCCUCUUCGCCGCCAAACCAACCACUGAGCAACCCUCGACGAGCCCCGCGAAGCCGUUCGCCAACCUUCCUAGCAGCGAAACUGGGGCUGCCUCUUCCAAGCCUGCGUCAACGACCGACCUUGACAACAGUAAGCAAAAGGAGAUUCCCGCGACCUACCAAAGGCUCAAGAUUCCGCCCGGGACAAGCAAGGAAGUCGCCGAGGGUGCAGAGCUAUUGUGGAAGAUCCGAGCGCUAGAUACUCAGUUCCAGAAGCAAGUUCUCAAGUAUCAGCCUGGUAUUGAUUGCUUUGAUGAUUUGAUUCUUUUCUACAUGAGGAUCCGGAAUGCGAUGGGGGCUCCGGUCAAGGCUUCCACUGAAACUAAGCAGAAGUCCGCGCACGUUGAUGUUGUGAACGGCUCUGCCACGUCUAGCGUUUUUGCCAAGUCCUUCUCUGCGCCUAAUUCGGGCAAAGAAGCUCCUGCCUCCUCUGUGUCUGCCCAAGGUACUGCCAAGAGCCUCUUCGCCAAUGCUAGUGCUAACGGGAGUGUGACAUCUCCAGCACCCGCUGCCCCUGCCGCUUCUCCGGUAAAACCGGCAAGCAAUAUGUUUGCACAGGCGGCAUCUCCGGCGCCAAGCGCUUCCGCUUCUCCAGCAAAGCCAACCGGAAACAUGUUCGCGCAAGCGGCGUCUCCAGCGCCAAACUCUUCGGCUUCCUCUAAGCUCUCUGGUAAUAUGUUUGCUCAGCCAGUCUCGCAAGCGUCUCAAAAUGGUACAGCCACGCCGACUCCACCCAAAUUUGGGGCCAGUGUUGGCACCGUUGAUUUCAUGGCACAGUUCAAGCAAAAGGCUGAAAAGACCAUGAAGGAAGAAAAAGCCAAGCGCAAGGCCGAAGACUUUGAUUCAGAGGAGGAUGACGAAGAGGAAUGGGAACGUCGGGACGCUGAAAAGCAGCGUGAAAAGCGUGCCAAGCUCGAAGCUGAAGGUGUGAAGAAGAAGAAAUCCGUCUUCAGGAACGGAAAAUUCGAGUGGGUGGAUGUUGAUGAGCCAACUUCAGCUGACUCAAGUGGCACUACGUCUCUGUCUACCGACGGGCCUGCGGACAAGGCCGUCGAGAAACCAUCCGAGAAGCCUGCUGCCAGCAAUCUCUUCGCGCCGUCUGAUAGCGCCUCUAUCACUGCCCCGUCUGCGGGCUCUUCCACUGGGUCUAUUUUCGAGUCUUCAGGUCGACCCCUCCCUGCAUCUGAGAAUAUCUUCGGAAGUCUCACCCCAAGCCAGAACGACUCUGGCAAAGACAGUGACGAAUCGGACGUCGAAGAAAAGGUCGAAUCCAAGCAGGCAAAACCCGCAGAGCCGGCGGGUGCGGCCAAAUCCAGUAUCAAUGCACCACUUCCAGCACCGACUGCGGAAGCUGGUCGUAGUCUGUUUGACCGAGUCUCGUCACCAACACCAACCCCUCAAAAAGAUGCUGCUUCUUCCACGUCGAGUCUCUUCUCUGCCAGUUUUGGUCAAAACAACUCCUUUGGCAAGUCAACGUCUUUUGGUCAAAACAGCACUACAUCCAGCGGAGAUAAGAACAGCUCAUUUGGUCCAUCUAUGUCUUUCGGUCAGAACAGCACAACGCCCGCGGCCGGCAAGACCAAUAAUCCUUUUGGUCAGUCCAUCUCAUUUGGCCAGAGCACUACCGCACCAGCAGCCGAUAAAACCUGGAAGCCCAGCUCUCCCAUCAAGUUUUCUACCGAGUCCGCUGCGGCUGCCACCUCAGCGCCUGCUUCAACUCUCCCAUCGACCCAAGCUUCAAGCGAGGCCAAUUCUGGGGCCGCCACCCCUGAGGAUGAAAUUAGCUCUGGUGAGGUCUUUGAUAUGUCCAAGGCAAAUGCAGGCGAGGAGGAAGAAUCGGUUGUUUUUGAGUGCAAGGCUCGCGCCUUCAAGCUGGCUACCGGCUGGCAACUACAGGGUACCGGUGUUUUGCGUCUGCUCCAGCAUCCCGGCACGAACCGAGCCCGGAUUGUGCUCCGCACCGACCCCGGCGGUAAUGUCAUUUUGAACACGUUCCUGAAGAAGGAUUUGGAUUAUUCCCGACAGGGGAACAGUGUUCAGUUCAUGGUCCCUCAAGCAGACAAGGCCCAGCCGGAACACUGGACUGUUCGUGUGAACGCGCAGUCUAUCGAAAAGCUCCACCCAAAGAUGCAGGAGAUCAAGAACUGA